AUAGCAACCAGUUUCUACGAAGGGAGUGUUCGGGAAGUAUUCUGCACUGCUUAUAAAUUGGGGAUGUACGGUCCGGAUUACGUUUGGAUGAUAUUGGGUACUUACAAGGACGGUUGGCAAUAUGUCGAAGACGAGAUGAUCUCUUGCACAACUGAGGAACUCUUGACCGCGACUGAGGGGUACUUAGCGAUUACAUUCAGUUUCUAUGGACAAGAGAAAGAUGUGGGGCGAAGUGGACAGACACCAGCAGAAUUCCGGAAAGAUAUGUCCGCCCAACUUGGUUACAACAUCGCCGUGAACGAUCCAACUUACGCAGCCAAUAGUUACGAUGCAGUAUGGGCAUUAGCACUGGCCUUUGAUAAGGCGGAACCAUUGCUUUCAAAGAGUCUGGAUUCAUACGAGUAUCAUGACGAGGAAUACGCCAAUGUAGUCGGCCAGUGUAUUUUAAACCAGACGUUUGCUGGAAUGUCAGGGUAUGUGAGUUUUCAUGAAACUGGAUACAGAAUUGGUAAUCUGCUGAUAGAACAGAACAUUGCGGGCACAGAAACUCACAUUGGCACGUUUGACACUGCUGCAAUUGAGAUCACGUGGUCUAUCCCUACCGAAGAUAUUUGGUACUACAGUGAUGGAAAACCCCCACAUGAUUCCGACAUUACAGUUGUUAUCUUUGACCUGCAAGCCACGCCCCUUCCCACCAUGAUUGUAAUGUCUGUGUUAGCUGUCCUUGGAAUGGUUCUUGCUGUUUUGUUCCUCGGGUUCAACAUCUGGAAACGUAAACACAAACAAGUCAAGAUGUCAAGUCCACAAGUGAAUAAUCUAAUAGCUUGUGGCUUUAUAUUUGCAUACCUCAGUGUGGUGCUCCUAGGCAUUGACAACUCUAUGGUGGGUAAGGACACGUUGGUAUCAAUUUGUGUGUUUCGUACUUGGAUCAUCUCACUGGGUUUUACAUUAUCCUUUGGCGGGAUGUUCACCAAGAUGUGGCGUGUGUAUAGCAUCGUCAUCGCUAACAAGACUAAGAGAAAGGUAAUAAAAGAUCGACAACUGUUUGCUGUCAUCGCUGUGCUACUUUUUGUUGACUUAGCAAUCCUCAUCCCAUGGCAGGUAGCUAAUCCAAUGCGUACUGAAGACAGACGAGAACCAGUUGUGCAGACGGAAGAACAUCUUUCCAAAAAUGAAAAGCACGUCUUGCUUUACGUCAACUGUACGUCCGAAAACAGCACUGUUUGGACCACGGCUAUACUCAUCUACAAGACAUUUAUUGUGGUAUUUGGUGCAUUUCUUGCUUGGUCUACAAGAAACAUCAACGUGCCUGGUCUGAAUGACAGUUAUUACGUAGGGCUGUCAAUCUACAACACCGUCAUCUGCUGUGUCGUUGCUGUGCCGUUAUCGUUCCUUACAGUGUCAUCCAUCGGCGUGACCUUUGCCCUCGUGUCCGUUUUUCUGCUUUUCUGCAUAACAGCUUCACUCUGUAUGCUGUUCUUUCCAAAGGUCAUUGCCGUGUAUCGCCCGAAUGAAGUAGCGGGAACAACUGGAACGGGGAUAAUGAUUGGUACAGCAUCAGCUCCGAGUGGUAAAUUCAAAGUGACACCAUCUGAGAAUGAGGCUGCAGAUGCUGUGAAAUAG
Asterias rubens (European starfish) is the source of this 1623-nucleotide messenger RNA. RefSeq names its product gamma-aminobutyric acid type B receptor subunit 2-like. Gene Ontology annotation, biological process: gamma-aminobutyric acid signaling pathway; G protein-coupled receptor signaling pathway. The record is from RefSeq and is a predicted model, not a curated record. The coding region runs from base 64 to 1623 and encodes 519 amino acids. Gene Ontology annotation, cellular component: G protein-coupled receptor heterodimeric complex; membrane. NCBI's taxonomy places the organism in Eukaryota, Metazoa, Echinodermata, Asteroidea, Forcipulatida, Asteriidae. The transcript has 12 exons. Gene Ontology annotation, molecular function: G protein-coupled GABA receptor activity.